Petromyzon marinus (sea lamprey) is the source of this 4976-nucleotide messenger RNA. RefSeq names its product KIAA1328 ortholog. The record is from RefSeq and is a predicted model, not a curated record. Lineage: Eukaryota; Metazoa; Chordata; Hyperoartia; Petromyzontiformes; Petromyzontidae.
GACGUGGAGACGGCGAGCGCGGGCUGAGUGGCGCGAGCGAGGGAAUCGACUCCUCGAUUCACCGGUUAUGCCGGCGUGAUCGAUUCUUGCUGCCGCGUCGCAGUACGGGUUGUUAAAGUAAUGUUUUGCAUUAACGGUCACUGAAAGGGGAAAACCCAUUACCGAUUUGUCGCACACAUAGAAAUCUAUCUCAACAAACGUGGCAUUUAGUUUUUGAAGUGAAUAAUGAAUGGAGCUGCCGUGGUCGUAAUCAUCGAAUUGGAAUCGAUUGGUAUUCGAAUCGGUCUACCGUCGUUGCAGUUAAAUAAAACAAUGGCAAAAGGUGGCUUAAGUAUGAAGAAUGUAAAUUGUGAGGCGCACAAUGUUUCACGGACAAAACGUGACCGUGACUGAGGCGGCGCGGUAGCCACGGUCAAGUGCCCGCUCGAGAGCCAAGUUCAAGUUGAGCGAAACGGGCUGACAAGUCUGUCGUCGCCGCCUUUGAGGGAUGAUGAGUCUCCGUGUUGAGUGUUCUCGUCCGCGCCACCGACGACAGAGCGGCGUCACUUGCAGAGAAGCAGAGACGCCGCUGCGGGCUGGAAGUGGAGGGAAACUUGCGCGCUGCCCAGCGGUCAUCGAGCUCCCUGGCGCCAGCCUGGGCACGGCGCGUGUCCGAGGUGGAGGCCAGGACCCCUGGCCUUGGAGCUUCCCACUCGCAGCCCCAGGCGGCGUUGAUGCUGGCGCAGGGCGCGAGACAGAAGGAAAAGAGAGGCGGCGCAACGAGCGGAGCGACGGCAGCAGCACUGCCACGGAGUGCAAGACACGGAGCGAAGCUCGAGUCAGGGACAGUUGGGGCGGAGCGGAGACCCGCAGAGAGGGCGGGCGCCAGCAGUGGAGCAGUGGGCACCAGCAGUGGAGCAGUGGGCACCAGCAGUGGCGCGGCCUGCUUGAAAGAUUUGUGUCCCGAAGAUAAGCGUCGCGUCGCCAAUCUCGUUCGAGAGCUAGCCAGGUUGAGUGAGGAGAAGGAGCUAUGUGAGGGCCGUCUCUCAGCGGAGACACUUUCGUAUCAGCAGAAGCUCCAGCAGGUGGAGGAGAGGCAGGAACUCAUUCUGAAGGAGAGGGAGGCCUUGCGAUUGCAGUACUCGGAGUGCCAGCAGCUGCUGCUUGCGUACCAGGAAGAGCUUUCUACGCGCACACACUUGAUCGGCAUGCAGGCCCGUGCAGAAAAUCACGCGACAACUCCAGUGGCCCAGCUCUUUCUUGGUGCUGCUGAUUUUGGCAGCCCUUCCUCGGUCAGGCCACGUAUUGCACUUCUCCCGGCUCGAGACACAGACAGGCAAACUGAGACGUCGAUGGGAAGUCAGGCAGCAAUGGCACGUGGCUUUUACUCCCCGAGGGAAUAUGGAGUUCCCGAUGGGAACCGCACAGGUACUCCAGCUGUAAUUCAUCCGGUAGUUCCUGCUGGAAUGCGGUCUGGGAAUGCACAGGGAAUGGCAUCACAGUUGUGUCCCCCUCAUCAUGUGUCUUUAUCAGUGGGACAGGGGCAGGCAAACAGUUCUCACCAUGAGGCACCAUCAGCACAGGGUGGUGAGAUAGAGAGCAGGAUGCUUUAUACACACCCACCAAAUGGGUUCACACUACCGCUUUCUUUAUCUCCCUCGCAGAGUUCCCACCACCACAUAGCACGACCCAACUUCCAACAGCUGUCGGCGCACACCGUCCAUAAUGCACCCGAACGUAAUUCAGCAGCACAUAGCCCCCUGCAGAGACCGACACACAGCCAUGCACAAAACGGAGGGAUUGGGCAAGAUGGCAAUCCGAGGUUUGACCUCGAGGCAGGUACUGUCAAAACAAUGACACAAAAGGGGAGCUUCCAACCAUCGGCAUCGGUGAGUGUUGUUUCUUCCCCAGUUCCAAGACAAGGUACUACAAAAGGGGAACUGGUACAAGAAGUAGGAAAUAAAGGAACCCUAGUAAGAAGUGACGCCUUGAUGUUAAACAGCGACAGCAGGAAUCAUGCUAGAGAUGAAGGGAUGAUGAGGCAGAGUAAAGGUAGGAGUAGCGACGCAGACUCAGGGUGGCUGUGUGAGGACGUUGGAGUUAACGGACAGAAUGAGAAGCAGGGGGAGUGUGUUCCUGCUGAGCACUCUGUCAUGCCAACAGCAACCGUCCGGAGAAAUGUUCAUGAGCAAGGAGAGAUGGCGAGGGUCCCCGAGGACAUGCAUGAGAGCAGAUCGCGUCGAGAAUACGAGAGAUUAGCGGACGUCAGCCAGGGAAGGGGCGGAAUUGAGAGGAAUGGCAGGAUGAAGGUGCUGCAGGAAUGUGAGAGAAAUGCCGGGAGAGAAAAUGUAAGCGAACUAGAAGAGGCAAGACCUGCAGUGCAAAGACAACGGCUGGAGUUGGUUGAGAGGAGGCAAGUUGAGGUGGGAGGUGAAGGUGGUACAAGUGACGGGGUGCGGAAUCGUGCGAGGGAGGUGCAAGAGGGGUGCGAUGGUCGUGGAGCCGCUGGGUCCACACGCGCAAUUAAGGCGGACGUGGAGAAGCAGCGGCGGGAGCUUGAGUGGGAGAGGGAGCGGCUGAGCCAGCUGCUGGCGCAGCAGGAGGCGCGAUUGGCAGCUGCACGAAAGCGACAUGGAGCACCCCCUCACUCGCGUCAAGAGACGGCUGGAAGUUCCCACGUUCCCAGUUUCCUGCCAGCGCUAACGAGGUCUCCUUCACCCCAAAGGUACGACGGGUCGGUGUACUCGCUGGGUGAGUCGCUGACUACCUCUCCGAGUCAUGUCAUCAGUGAGUGUUUUUUCAAGCCAGCGAGACGACGCAGACCUGGGCCGGAGCCCUUCCAUCCAAGUGCAGUGCCAGGGAUCUCAGGGGACAACUAUGAGGAAACGCGGCUGCUGGAGGAUGUCUUCUUUAUUUGCUGACUCUGUUUGGUGUGCGAUUGGCUACGCUGGUUCAUGACCAAUGGGUGUGAGUCUGGGAUGUCUACAUCCUGUCAUUUUGCUCUGAAAGCCCAAGUAUUUUGCUGCUCAAAUUAGCAAUGAAGCGUUGCUCAUCACCUGUUAACAACCCUGAGCCAGUGGUGGAAAUGUCACAUUCACCUGGUGGGGCCGAGUUUCUCGAUUGGACAACCACUGUUGACUUCCCCACAAAGUGGAUACUUUUGAUUUAAAGCUUUCGUGACUGCAGUAAUUCAUAUUCUUAGCUCUUUCGGUAAAGGCACGUUGAAGGGAAACAAAAUAUAUAAAAAAAUAAAUUGUUUUAUAUAUAUAUUAUUCUUUUGUUGUUUCCCUUCAACGUGACUUUACCGAAAGAGCUAAGAAUAUAAAGUGGAUACUCUUUUAAAGACCCAGGAAGGAUGUUGAGUUGAGUCGACCUCUGACCUAGAAUUGACCUCGGGGUCUUCCGAUUGCGAGCCACUCGCUCUCCAUCUGAAUUACCUGGCUGAUAGUGAGAAUAAAAGCCUUUGCUGUUCUAUUCAGAUUUCUAUAUUGUAAAAAAACUAUUGCUUAAUAUUUUGCAUACUCUGGCAUUUCCAUCACAAUUGGAUGAUGUUAACAUCAAUAAUAAGUUUGUGCUCGUUGCAUUUACAGUUUUAUUAUCCUCAAGAUUUUCAUGCAAUAUUUUCAUGAUUUUGUAACAUAACUCUGUCGUAUUUUUGUAAUUGUGUUCAAUUGACCUAUGAAGAAUAACAUUUUGUAUAUUAUGGAUGUAUAAUUCUAAUUGUUUGAAAUGUAUUUUUAAGAGUAAAAUAAUGCUAACUUAAGCAACUUUUGUUUUUUAAACGUUUUUUUUAAGUUAAUCUUACUUGAGAGUGGUAACGAAAGACAAAUAUAUUGCACAAUCAUAACCGUUACUCCGGGGCAAGGGAUGGCAACCAAACUAACGAGAAGAGACAUUGUUUUCCAAUUCGGUUAAAAUACUCCAUAUUUCAAGAGUUGUGAAAACGAGAAGCAGUCCUUGAGCUGCAUGCGGCUCCGGAGCCCAAUGCUACCGACCCCUGCCCCAGGGACUCGCACAGUAUUUAUUAUUGUGAAGUUGGCGCUUCAAGUUGUCACCCUUGAACAUGACCAAUUUGUUCUGGUCACCAUUCUAAGUGUGUUGAUGGGCCUGGAGAGAAGUCUGCCAACCGCUUGCUCCACCCACGAUAUCAACAGCCACGGUUGUGAUAUCACUGCACAGUUGAUUGACAAUACAUUUCUUAUUAUUGAGCCGUAAAAAAAUAUUUCAUUGUGUCCUGUCAAGGACGAGAUAUUAACUUUGGAGUCAACUUUUUAAAAAUGCAAAAUGGUGGAGCUAAUAGCAAAAAAUAUGCCCACUCGAUUCACUGUGUUAGGGUUUGAGCAUGGGGCAACUUGGACCAUCGAAAUGACUGGAGACACGGCGGUGGUCACCCCGCUCGAGAAUGGGAUGCAACUGGUGAUAUUGUGUCGAUGGGUCAUUGAAGACGCGAAGAUAGAAACAAGCGAGUUGCGUUCACGACCAACAUUGCUCGCGGUCCCUUGGAUGAUCUUUGCCACGCGAGUGCACAAAUCAAAAUGUCCACAAGGUGGCGCUUUGUAGUCACGGAGCGAUCCAGUGUUGCCACCGUUCUUCUGCAGUCGGGGAUGCGUUUCAGGUUCAAACAUUUAGGAUUGUUUUUUUAUCGUCUUAAGAUGUAUAUAUUUUCAUACUGUAAUGUGCCUUCGUGAUUUCCAAAGUGACGUCACCUGAUGACACCACUUUUGGAUAGAAGAGAAUGAAAGUGAAUUACCCUUGGGCCUAAUGUCUGCGUUGCUAUGAAUCUGAGAGCUGGGGCAGAUUCCGAUCCUUGAGUGGGAUCUUAAACGUCCACUUUUACUGUCUGCAGGAUUCCAACUGCGAUCUAUUGGGUCAGCAGGGGACAUUUAUCAAUCUCCCAUUGAGCAAAGGUUGACUGCGCAUACAGAUGAGAAAACUACUUUAGAGACCUAGACGCACAAAACUGCAGUAUUCUGUAAUAAAGUUCAACACAACCAUCA